AUGAAUGCCGCCGAUUGUUCCGUAAAUAAUAAUCCAUUAGUUCAUUUGAAUAAGCAUACUCAACAAAAUGAACAUAAUCUAUUACCUCAUAGGGGUGAUUUGGGUGUAGGAUCAUCAAAUGCGUUGAUAAAUCCUUCUGCAUCAUUAAAGUCUUCUCAGAAUAUAGUAUCAGAGAGAAAUUUAAGGGAAAUUAAUAAUUUUCAAAAUGGCUCAAUUAAUAAUAUGGGAUCUAUGAAAUUUGGACAAGCACCGAUAAGAACAGAUACUGGAUCAAAUUGGAAUGCAUUUAAUCAAGUAAAUCAACAAACUUUACCAGCCCAUUUUGUAGAGAAUUUACCUGUCAAUAAACAAUGGUCUGAUGAGUUUAAGACUAACAAUCAUAAAGGAAAUUUUAUGGAGAGACAACCUUCUGGGAAAGUUUUCCAAAAUAAUCUGAAUUCGAACAUUACUAAUUUUAGAUCUCCUAUGUUUCAAAAUGUAGUUCCUCAAGAUUAUAGAUCACGCACUGGUACAACGUCUACUUUACAACAGAACUCUCAACUAAAUCAAAAACAAGAAGUGGAAACAGAUUGGGAUCAACAGUUUGGUGAUCUUGAAAGGGAGGUAUCUCAAAACUUAAAAAUAGAUGAGAAUGUGAAAGAAGUUGAAGGAAGUACACAAAGGAACGAUUCAUCCAUAGACAUAAAUGACGUUUCCGAAGACAUCAUUAUUGAUGAUACAUACCAGGCUGAUUUUCAGAAAGUUUGGGAUGAUAUUCAUGCCGACGGUGAGGAUUUUAUGCCAGAUAGAUCGAAAUAUAUGUUAAGCAGAAUGACGGGAAAUCUACAUUAUGAAUUUGAAGACUCAAAAAACGAAUAUUUAAAUAAUCCAAAUGCUUAUAAGAUAGGUUGUAUACUAAUGGAAAAUGGUGCAAAAUUAAGCGAAGCUGCAAUGGCCUUUGAAGCAGCGGUUCAGGAGACUCCUGAUCAUAUAGAUGCAUGGUUAAAAUUAGGAUUAGUGCAAAUUCAAAAUGAGAAAGAAUUGAACGGUAUUUGUGCGUUAGAGAAAUGUUUAAAACUAGAUGGUAAAAAUCUAGAGGCUAUGAAAACUUUGGCCAUCAGUUAUAUUAAUGAAGGUUAUGAUAUGAGUGCGCUCACUAUAUUAAAUCAAUGGAUAAGCACAAAAUAUCCAAACAUUGAACUUACUACGGGCCUUAAUAAUGAAAAAGACAGUGUAUUGAUAGAUGAAACUUUGGAAGAAAAUACAAAAAUUGGAGAAAAGAUUAAACAAAAAUUCUUAGCUUUAUCUAAACAGUUACCGCAAGUAGAUCCAGAUGUCGAAUUAUGCUUGGGACUUCUUUAUUAUGCUGAUGACAAUUAUGAUGUGACGAUAGAUUGUUUCAAUAGGGCAUUAAAAGCUAAUCCUAACGAUGAAUCGAUGUGGAACCGUUUAGGGGCUGCAUUAGCCAACUCGAAUAGGUCGGAAGAAUCAAUCACAGCAUAUCAUAAAGCAUUAAAUCUAAAACCUUCAUUUGUAAGAGCCCGUUACAAUCUAGCUGUAUCAUGUAUGAAUAUAGGUUGUUACAAAGAAUCAGCUGAACAUCUGUUGACAACUUUGUCCAUGCACGAAGUUGAAGGAGAAAAAUUUAAACAAGGUCAUGAAUAUAAUAGUUGGAAUAAUGAUAAUAUUAUCGAAACUCUAAAGAGAGUGUUUGUUGCCAUGAAUAGGAACGACCUUUUAGAGAAAGUUCAACCAGGUAUGGAUUUAAAGCAAUUCAAAGGUGAAUUUGCAUUUUAG
This is a messenger RNA of Maudiozyma saulgeensis, 1776 nucleotides long. NCBI's taxonomy places the organism in Eukaryota, Fungi, Ascomycota, Saccharomycetes, Saccharomycetales, Saccharomycetaceae. The record is from the annotation of a GenBank genome assembly.